This is a messenger RNA of Venustampulla echinocandica, 525 nucleotides long. RefSeq lists its product as uncharacterized. The coding region runs from base 1 to 525 and encodes 174 amino acids. The transcript has 2 exons. NCBI's taxonomy places the organism in Eukaryota, Fungi, Ascomycota, Leotiomycetes, Helotiales, Pleuroascaceae. Gene Ontology annotation, molecular function: carbonate dehydratase activity; zinc ion binding. The record is from RefSeq and is a predicted model, not a curated record.
AUGGCAACCUCAACACCCCACCAAGAGAACCUCACAUCCUCUAAUGCAUCAUAUGCCUCAACUUUCACCCAAGGGCAUCUCGCUCUUCCCCCAGCAAAGAAAUAUGCCGUCUUAACCUGCAUGGACGCACGUAUCGACCCGGCCGCCGCCUUCGGCAUUUCGUUGGGCGACGCCCACGUAAUCCGCAACGCCGGUGCCAGCGCCCGCGACGCCCUGCGCUCCCUCAUCAUCUCCCAGCAACUCCUCGGCACGCAGGAAAUAUUGCUUGUUAAGCAUACCGGGUGUGGAAUGUUGACAUUUAAGGAUGAGGAUGCUGUGGGGCUUGUGAAGAAGAAUUUGGGAGAGGGAGGUAUUAAGGCUGUCCAACAGGGGUUUAGGGAGGAGUUUUUGACGUUUCCCGACUUGGAAAAUGCGGUUAGGAGCGAUGUUGAGUGGUUGAACCAGAAUAAGGGGAUUCCGGACGGGUUGGUGGUUAGCGGGUGGGUUUAUGAGGUUGAGACCGGGAAGGUGAGGAGAGUCAUUUGA